Arvicola amphibius (Eurasian water vole) is the source of this 2538-nucleotide messenger RNA. Its product is annotated as protocadherin alpha-4. Gene Ontology annotation, molecular function: calcium ion binding. The coding region runs from base 1 to 2538 and encodes 845 amino acids. The transcript has a single exon. The record is from RefSeq and is a predicted model, not a curated record. Gene Ontology annotation, biological process: homophilic cell-cell adhesion. Gene Ontology annotation, cellular component: plasma membrane. NCBI's taxonomy places the organism in Eukaryota, Metazoa, Chordata, Mammalia, Rodentia, Cricetidae.
AUGGAUUUUUUCUGGGGAAGUGGCCAGGAAUCACGGCGCCUGCUUUUCUCUUUUUUGCUUCUUGCAAUCUGGAAGGGAGGGAACAGCCAGCUCCACUACUCCAUCCCCGAGGAGGCCAAACACGGAACCUUCGUGGGCCGCAUCGCGCAGGACCUGGGGCUGGAGCUGGCGGAGCUGGUGCCCCGCCUGUUCAGGGUGGCGUCCAAGGACCGCGGGGACCUUCUGGAGGUAAAUCUGCAGAAUGGCAUUUUGUUUGUGAAUUCUCGGAUCGACCGGGAGGCGCUGUGCGGGAGGAGCGCGGAGUGUAGCAUCCACCUGGAGGUGAUCGUGGACCGGCCGCUGCAGGUUUUCCACGUGGAGGUGGAGGUGAGGGACAUUAACGACAAUCCUCCCAUAUUCCCUGCGACACAAAAGAAUCUGUUCAUUGCAGAAUUAAGGCCUCUUGACACUUGGUUUCCACUAGAGGGCGCAUCAGAUGCAGAUAUCGGAAUCAAUGCUCUGCUGACUUAUAGGCUAAGUCCCAAUGACUAUUUUUCUUUGGAAAAACCAUCCAACGAUGAACGGGUAAAAGGUCUUGGUCUUGUAUUACGAAAAUCCUUAGACCGAGAGGAAACUCCAGAGAUUUUUCUAUUGCUCACAGCCACCGACGGAGGCAAACCCGAGCUGACCGGCUCUGUUGAGUUAUUCGUUACAGUGCAAGACAUCAACGAUAAUUCUCCAGUUUUUGACAGAUCCCUCUACACCGUGAAGUUACCAGAAAACGUCCCAAAUGGGACACUGGUAGUCAAAGUCAAUGCCUCUGAUUUAGACGAAGGUGUGAAUGGGGAUAUUAUGUACUCAUUUUCGACGGAUAUUUCACCAAACGUGAAACGCAAAUUCCACAUAGAUCCAGUUACAGGACAGAUUGUUGUAAAGGGAUCCAUUGAUUUUGAAGAAUGCAAAUCCUAUGAAAUUCUCAUAGAGGGCAUUGACAGAGGACAAGUCCCGCUUUCUGGACACUGUAAAGUUGUUGUAGAAGUUGAAGAUAUCAAUGAUAAUGUCCCAGAGCUGGAAUUCAAAUCUCCAUCACUUCCAAUCCUAGAGAAUGCUCCAGUGGGCACCGUCAUCGCGCUCAUCAGUGUGUCUGACAGGGACAUGGGUAUCAACGGGCAGGUGACCUGCUCCCUGACCCCUCAUGUCCCCUUCAAGCUGGUAUCCACCUUCAAGAACUACUAUUCGCUCGUGCUGGACAGCGCCCUGGACAGAGAGACCACACCUGACUAUAAGGUGGUGGUGACAGCCCGGGAUGGGGGCUCGCCCUCGCUGUGGGCCACAGCCAGCGUGUCCGUGGAGGUGGCUGACGUGAACGACAACGCACCUGUGUUCGCGCAGCCCGAAUACACGGUGUUCGUGAAGGAGAACAACCCGCCUGGUGCGCACAUCUUCACGGUGACAGCGAUGGACGCAGAUGCGCAGGAGAACGCCCUGGUGUCCUACUCGCUGGUGGAGAGGCGGGUGGGCGAGCGCUCGCUGUCGAGCUUCGUGUCUGUGCACGCGGAGAGCGGCAAGGUGUUCGCGCUGCAGCCCCUGGACCAUGAGGAGCUGGAGCUGCUGCAGUUCCAGGUGAGCGCGCGGGAUGCUGGUGUGCCUUCCCUGGGCAGCAAUGUGACUCUGCAGGUGUUUGUGCUGGACGAGAAUGACAAUGCGCCGCUGCUGUUGGAACCCGAGGCGGGAGUAUCUGGUGGAGUGGUGAGCCGGCUGGUGUCAAGGUCAGUGGGUGCGGGCCAUGUGGUGGCGAAGGUUCGCGCGGUGGAUGCGGAUUCCGGCUAUAAUGCAUGGCUGUCUUAUGAGCUACAGUCGCCGGCAGGCAAUUCCCGUAGCCCUUUCCGGGUGGGUCUGUACACGGGCGAGAUUAGCACCACGCGCAUCUUGGAUGAGGCGGAUUCGCUGCGCCAGAACCUUCUGGUGCUGGUGAAGGACCAUGGUGAUCCAGCAAUGACUGUUACCGCCACGGUGUUGGUGACGCUGGUAGAGAAUGGCCAGGUACCAAAGACUCCAUCACGAGUGUCCACGAGUGUCACAAACUCGGAGGCAUCACUGGUAGAUGUCAACGUGUAUCUGAUCAUCGCCAUCUGCGCGGUGUCCAGCCUGUUAGUGCUCACCCUGCUGCUGUACACUGCGCUGCGCUGCUCCACUGUUCCCAAUGAGAGCGUGUGUGGGCCUGGAAAACCAGUAAUGGUGUGCUCCAGCGCAGUGGGGAGCUGGUCGUGCUCUCAGCAAAGAAGGCAAAGGGUGUGCUCUGGGGAGUACCCACCUAAGACUGACCUCAUGGCCUUCAGCCCCAGUUUGUCUGAUUCCAGGGACAGAGAGGAUCAAUUGCAGCCCACAGGGGAUUCCUCUGGAAAGGUCAGUCUUACUAUCAUCUUUAAUUUGAAUUUUCAUAUGUGGUUUAUCACUUUCUUCACAAUUUUAUUUAUUACUGGACAUGGGAUUCUUGCUUGGUGGUCAUUUUCCUUCAGGACUUUGAAUAUAUCUUCUAGCAUGCAAAUUUUCCACUGA